Molecule: messenger RNA, 1323 nt
Organism: Pterocles gutturalis (yellow-throated sandgrouse)
Lineage: Eukaryota; Metazoa; Chordata; Aves; Pterocliformes; Pteroclidae
Product: salivary glue protein Sgs-3-like
Exons: 3
Source: RefSeq, a predicted model, not a curated record
CCCCCAUACCAACCGUCCCAAAUACAACCGUCCUCUAGGCCAACUGUCCCCACAAAAAUCGUUCCCAAGACAAUCCUCCACAAAACAACCAUCCCAACACCAAUGGUCCCCACGCCAACGGGAACCGUCACCGAGACAACAAUCCCCACGCCAACCGUCGCUGAGACAAUGAUCCAGACGGCAUUCGUCCCUGAGGGAACUAUCUCCAAGACAACUGUCACCGAGACAACCGUCCCCACACUAGCUGUCCCCGAGACAACGGUCCCCACGCCAACCGUCGCCGAGACAACGGUCCCCAUGCCAACUAUCACCAAAACAUCGGUCCCCAUGACAACCGUCACCAAAACAACAAUCAAGACGCCAACCGUCACUAAGACAACUGUCCCCAAGCCAACCAUCAGCAUGACGACCGUCCCCAUGCCAACUGUCCCCGAAACACCCGUUACAAAGACAGCCAUCCUGAAGAUACCUGUCCACAAGACACCCAUCUCAGAGACACCCAUCUCUGAAACAACGGUCCUGGCGCCAUCCGUCCACACGCCAACCGGACCCGAAACAACCCUCCCCACGUCAACCGCCCCCACACUAACCGUCGCCAAGCCAACCGUCACCGAGACAACGGUCCCCACGCCAACUGUCCCGACGCCAACCGUCCCCCAGGCAAACCGUCCCCCAGGCCAACCGACCCCAUGCCAUCUGUGCCCACGCAAACUGUCUCGGACACAAUCAUUGCCAAGACAACGAUUCCCAUGCCAACCGUUGCCUAGACAUCUACAUCCCCAUGGCAACCGUCCCCACGCCAACCGUCGCCGGGCCAACGGUCCCCACGCCAACCGUCGCCGGGCCAACGGUCCCCACGCCAACCGUCGCCGGGCCAACGGUCCCCACGCCAACCGUCGCCGGGCCAACGGUCCCCACGCCAACCGUCGCCGGGCCAACGGUCCCCACGCCAACCGUCGCCGGGCCAACGGUCCCCACGCCAACCGUCGCCGAGACAACGGUCCCCAUGCCAACUGCCGCCAUGCCAACCAUCGACAACACAACAAACCCAACGCUAACCGUCACCAGGACAACAGUCCCCACGCAAACCGUCACCAAGACAACGGUCCCUAUGCCAACCGUCGCCACACGAACCGUUGCCGAGACAACAGUCCCCAUGCCAACCGUCAACAUGCCAACCGCCACCGAGACAACGGUCCCUACGCUAACCGUUACCGAGACAACAGUACCCACGCCAACCGUCGCCGAGACAAUGGUCCCCACGCCAACCGCCGCCACGCCAACUGUCACCGAGACAACGGCCCCCACACCAACCGUCGAUGA